Molecule: messenger RNA, 2046 nt
Organism: Girardinichthys multiradiatus
Lineage: Eukaryota; Metazoa; Chordata; Actinopteri; Cyprinodontiformes; Goodeidae
Gene: acot11b
Product: acyl-CoA thioesterase 11b
Exons: 16
Coding region: 176-1906 (576 amino acids)
Cellular component (GO): extracellular exosome
Molecular function (GO): thiolester hydrolase activity; lipid binding
Source: RefSeq, a predicted model, not a curated record
CCUCCCUCCAGUGGCCAAACGUCACUAAAGCGGCUUGUUUGCUCGCGUUGUUACUCUGUUUUGGGGGAUUGUGCGCCCAGAUAAAGACUCAUGGUUCGGUUCGACACGUGCUUGAACAAGACGUCCGUUGGCUCUCACUGGACUUCAGCUGAAUAUUUUAAAUUGAUUGUGAGUUAUGACAUCAGAGGAGAAAGAUGCAGACAUCAUGCUGGACCCCCAGUUUAUCCAAGAGAGUGGGGAAGUGUACAGAAACCCCACUGAGGUGCAGAUGAGCCAGAUCGUGCUGCCGUGCCAUGCCAAUCACUGCGGGGAGCUUAGUGUGGGACAGCUGCUGAAGUGGAUGGACUCCACAGCCUGUUUAUCUGCUGAGAGACAUGCGGGUUGUUCCUGUGUCACUGCAUCGGUCGAUGACAUCCUCUUUGAACACACAAUAGGGGUUGGACAGGUUGUCAACAUCAUUGCAAAAGUCAACAGAGCCUUCACAUCUAGCAUGGAGGUGGGCAUACUAGUGACUUGUGAAGACCUUUACACUGACAGGCAGUGGAAAGUUUGCCGUGCCUUUGCCACCUUUGUUUCCAGACGAACUGAAGCUGGCAAGGUACAGCUCAAGCAGGUGAUUCCUCGUACACAAAUGGAGCAGAUGGAGUACAGCCUGGCAGCAGAGCGGCGGAGGAUGCGGCUCAUCCACGCUGAGAUUAUCACAGACCUGCUGAGCAGCAGCACAGCUCAGCUGGGAGAAUGUCAGGAGUAUGAUGAUGCUGUGCCAGCUGAGAAGACACGAGUGGAGAGCGUGGAGCUGGUGCUUCCGCCCCAUGCCAACCAUCAGGUCAGCACUUUUGGAGGCCAGAUCAUGGCCUGGAUGGAGAAUGUGGCUACAAUUGCAGCAAGUCGAUUGUGUAACGCCCACCCAACCCUGAGGACUAUAGACAUGUUCCAUUUUCGUGGGCCUUCCCACAUCGGCGACCGGCUGGUGCUGAAAGCUAUUGUUAACAAUGCCUUCAAACACAGCAUGGAGGUGGGAGUUUGUGCAGAGGCCUAUCGGGGUGGAGAACCUCUCCGUCACAUCAACAGUGCCUUCAUGACCUUUGAGGUGCUGGAUGGCGACAGGAAGCCCCGCACACUGCCACACCUGCGACCUGAGCCUGGGGAUGGAAGAAGACGUUAUAAAGAAGCUGUUGCCAGAAAGAAGAUUCGUCUUGACAGAAAAUACAUCAUCUCCUGCAAGCAAACCCAAGUGCCUCUGUCUGUGCCCUGGGAUCCAAGUAACCAGAUGUACCUGAGCUACAACAACGUAUCAGCCCUGAAACUAAUGGAUACCAAGAACAACUGGGUCUUAACUUCAGAGAAAAAUAAGGUCAGGCUGUACACGCUGGAGGAGAACCACAUGCUAUAUGUCAAGGUGGAGAUGCACGUCAGCGUCCCAGCCGAGCAGGCGUUCCACCUGUUGUCGGACCUGAGGAGAAGAAAAGAGUGGGACCGGCAUUAUCAGGAGUGUGAGGUGAUCAACCAGGCGGAUGAGGAUGACACCCUUUAUCGUGUAGUUACGCCCUCUGUCAGUAAAGGUGGCAGAGGGAAAGACUUUAUCUUGCUUGCAUCUAGAAGGAAACCAUGUGAUUCCAGGGACCCAUAUCUGAUUGCUCUGCGUUCUGUCACUUUGCCCAAUCACCCGCCCACAGAGGAUUUCUCCAGAGGAGAGGUGCUCUGUGCUGGCUUCACAAUCUGGGAGGAGUCCAGUGCAGUCACCAAGUUCACCUACUACAACCAGGCCACACCAGGAGUCCUUCCCUACAUCUCCACAGACGUGGCUGGCCUCUCCUCCAGCUUCUACAGCACUUUUUCUGCCUGCAGCCAGUUUCUGGAAGCCAACAGGGACAGCCUGGAUGCUCUACAACCUUCUUCAUUUUGAAUUAAAUCCCUCUUCCAUAAGCAAAGAAGUGGCAUUAGCUGGCAUGAGUAGCAUUGCUUCACAGUUGUCAUUCAAUUUUAACACUGCUUUGGAGGCACUGGGCUCCAAUAUAAGUCAUAAAAUAAACCAUUCUGAGAUUA